CAACAAACGCUUCACUUUGACUUGCGAGCGAAUUGUACCGGAAACCAAAGCCGAAAUGCAGGCUGACGUCACCGGCGCCUAUCUGUUGAACGACGCCAAACCCACCCGCAUCCACUCUUUGCACCUGGGCAACGCCCACGCACCACUAUCGGUGCUCCCCAUGGGUCUAGAAACUGGUGGACAAACCUGCUUGUACCUUGCGGGCAUGCAGGUUUGUUCCACGCUACUCGCGAUACAGACUACAUAAAUGUCGACCAUGGUACUGGAAAAGAUUUUUGCUCUUGAAUUCCAGCGGGACUUGACAAAACCUCCCUCCAAGCCAGGCACUCUAUCCUUCCAUAUAACUUUACCCCACCAGUUAUUGAGAGAUACACGACAACUUGAGACAAGACCCAGUUCAAACAGACCAAUAAUAACUCAUAAUCAUGGGUUCAGACGAGCAAAAGCCCACACCGGAGAACACCACGUUGUUUCAAGGUUUCGAAUGGAACGUUCCUGACGACAACAAGCACUGGAAGCGACUUGCGGCCGAACUGCCCAAGCUAAAAGCGAUUGGCAUCAGCAACAUAUGGCUUCCUCCGGGCUGCAAGGCUGCUAACCCCAAGGGCGUCGGAUACGACAUUUACGACCUGUAUGACCUCGGCGAGUUUGAUCAGAAGGGCGCAAAAGGCACCAAAUGGGGAACGAAGGAAGAGCUGUUGGAGCUAACCAAGGUCGCGAAAGAGCACAACGUAGGCCUGUACUGGGAUGCCGUGCUCAACCACAAGGCGGGCGCCGAUAGGACAGAGAAAUGCCGUGUCAUAGAGGUUGACCAGAGCGAUCGCACGAAGGAAGUCUCAGAAGCAUAUGAGAUUGAGGGAUGGCUAGGCUUUGACUUCCCCGGCCGCGGCGACAAGUACUCGUCUCAGAAGUAUUCCUGGGAGCACUUCAGUGGCACAGACUACAACCAGGCCAACGAAAAGAAGGCCAUCUACAAGAUCCUCGGUGACAACAAAGGCUGGUCGCAGAGUGUGGACGACGAGUCGGGAAACGCAGACUACAUGAUGUUUGCUGACAUCGACUACUCGCACCCAGAAGUCCAAGCCGAUGUAAAGAACUGGGGAGUCUGGAUCACGAAAGAGCUCGGGCUAAAGGGUUUCCGACUCGAUGCCGUCCAGCACUUCAGUGAGCGCUUUACCAAUGAGUGGAUCGACAAUCUGCGCGAACAAUGCGGCGAGGACAUGUUCGUCGUCGGUGAAUUCUGGAGCGGAGAUGUAAAGGAGAUGAGCGACUGGCUGAACGAUAUGCACCACAAAUUCGCCCUCUACGACUCGCCCCUGCUCAACCACUUCGGUCAGAUCUCCACAACGGAAGAAGGCGACUUACGCAAGGUCUUUGACGACACGCUCGUCCAGCUGCGCCCGCUCAAUGCGGUGACUGUGGUGACGAACCACGACACACAACCCGGCCAAGUCAUGGAAACCAAAAUCGAAGGCUUCUUCAAGCCCCUCGCCUACUCCCUCAUUCUUCUGCGCCAGGAUGGCUACCCCUGCCCCUUCUACGGCGACCUAUACGGCCUCGCAGAGCCGCACAAGACGCCCGCGUCCUGCGGCGGUAAACUCGCCGACCUCAUCUUGGCUCGCAAACUCUAUGCCUAUGGUGAUCAGGACGAUUACUGGAAUGACCCGAAUCUGGUUGGCUUCGUAAGACGCGGUACCUGGGAUAAGAAGGCUGGUCUGGCCUGUGUGAUGAGUAACAAGGGACCGGGACAGAUCAAGAUGGCGGUCGGGGAGAUGCACGCUGGUGAGAAAUGGACGGAUGUGCUUGGCUGGGAGGAGGGCGAGGUAGAGAUUGACAGUGAUGGGUAUGGCCUGUUCAAGUGCCCUGGAACUAGCGUGGCUGUCUGGGUACGCAGUGAUGCCGAGGGUAGGGACCAGUUCCCUACCAAUUUCGACGCGGACAUUUACAAGGCAUAAAUGCUGUCGCGGGGAUGGAGAGAAGG
Cucurbitaria berberidis CBS 394.84 is the source of this 1981-nucleotide messenger RNA. RefSeq names its product glycoside hydrolase family 13 protein. Gene Ontology annotation, molecular function: calcium ion binding; hydrolase activity, hydrolyzing O-glycosyl compounds. Gene Ontology annotation, biological process: carbohydrate metabolic process. The record is from RefSeq and is a predicted model, not a curated record. Bases 426 to 1955 code for a protein of 509 amino acids. Lineage: Eukaryota; Fungi; Ascomycota; Dothideomycetes; Pleosporales; Cucurbitariaceae. The transcript is spliced from 2 exons.